Molecule: messenger RNA, 1683 nt
Organism: Closterium sp. NIES-65
Lineage: Eukaryota; Viridiplantae; Streptophyta; Zygnematophyceae; Desmidiales; Closteriaceae
Source: the annotation of a GenBank genome assembly
AUGCAAAGCGUUUUCGCGACUCCGCUGCCUGGACUCUCCAAAUCUUCGAUUUUCACUAGUCCUAUCAUCGGGCGAAGCUUCCGGGCGGUUGCCGUUACGGCCGGGGUUGCGUGUUGUCUUUCCUUCCUGUACUUAAUCGCAGACGACUAUUACGUUUUCCGCGCGCCUCGGGAAUGCCUCUCCGCUCUCAACGAAACGAAAUGCGUGUCCGAAUUCCGCGUCGCGCGGCUAUCUCUAGGCGCGACACCCGCCUCUAGACGCGCCGUGAUUCGCGCUCUAGUGCAACGGGUCCAAACGCAAGUCCGCGCGGCUCUGCCGCUGCUCGAGGAGAUUAAAGCCAACGUGACGAUUAGGACUCACUACUCGGAGGUUAUAACGAAGGAAUGCGCGGAUCAGGCGGGAAUCGCGCUGUACCACUUGGGACUGGCGGCCGACCGGCUCUCCUCAUCAGCGCGCGGCGCGCGCGCCACUGGCGGCGGAACUGCUGGCGGAACUGAAGGCGGCGGCGGAAACGGAAUGGUGGACGUGCCGUACUGGCUGGCUGCGGCGCAGCGCCAGAUGCGCAACUGCAUGAGCGCACUUAACUACUUCACUCCACCGUCGCUGCAGUCCCAGCCUGGUGUCGCUCUCACAUGCGAGUCCCUCCUUGAAACCGCAGUGGCCCUGGCCUCUGCUGACGUGCCACUCUUGGAUCCUGCCACGUGUCAGCAGCAAAAAUCCCUCGCGCAGCAGCGGCAGCAGCAGGGAGGGGGGCUGGAGGGAUACGAGGCACCAGCAUGGGUAGACGUGGGGCUUUACAAGAAGAUUAAGGCCUUUCAGAAGAGAAUAGCAGCAGGGGUAGGGGCAGGGGCAGGGGCAGGGGCAGGGGCAGGGGCAGGGGGAGUGGCGGCAGGAGGCGUGGGAUUGGUUUUGGAUGCGGUGGUGGGGCGUGGGGAGCAAUACACGCGCAUUCAGCAAGCACUGGACGCAGCAUCCCCUGCUGCCAAUACCCCUCGCCCAUACAUCAUCUUCAUCCGAGCAGGGUGGUACCGGGAGCAGGUGCGCGUGGGGAGGGAGGGCGUGGUGCUGAUGGGGGAGGGGGCUGACAAGACCGUCAUCACAGGCAACGCCAGUGUUGCUGACAGCGCAUCCACAUACGGCUCUGCCACUGUAGCGGUGGAUAGGGGCUGGUUCAUGGCAGUGGGGAUCCGGAUAGAGAACACAGCAGGGCCACGUGGCAAGCAGGCAGUGGCUCUCAAGAUCUCCGCCGACCGCUCUGCCAUCUACGACAGCGCCAUCACGGGUUACCAGGACACGCUCUGUGUGGACGCAUACUCCUCCCUCCACCUGCCUCCCCAUGACUCCCCUCCUGGCUCCCCUGCUGUGGACCGAGGCAACUUUAUGGCAGUGGGGAUCCGGAUAGAGAACACAGCAGGGCCACGUGGCAAGCAGGCAGUGGCUCUCAAGAUCUCCGCCGACCGGUCCGCUAACCAGGGCGUGGAUGCUCUGUGCACGGGUGGUGGUGAUGAUCGGCAAUUACCUGCCUGCGCUCCAGUCCCCUUGCCGGGACUGCAGCUCCAGUCCCCUUGCUGGGACUGCAGCUCCAGUCCCCUUGCCGGGACUGCAGCUCCAGGCAACGCAGCUGUGCCGAGACCGGCAGCUCUGGCCGCGGUGCCCCUCGCGCUGUUCACAUUCUGUCUGUAA